GCCAUCCUUGAGAGCAAAUUCAAGUCAUCCUCUAGCGAGUGACACCUUAUCCACUUCCCCUCCCCCUCCUCCCCUUCCGCUGCCUUUCUCCCGUGACUUACGGCCGGGCAUCGCACGCGCUCUCGCACCACGCGGCAUAAUCCCGGCUCGCGACGCUACUGCUUUAAAGCGCCAGGACAGAAUGGUCAGUAUAUUGGAACUCGCCGGACGGGGAAGUUCAGGACUAACUACUCGAGGUCUAAGAUUCAUUAGCCUCGAGGACUCCUCCAUCAUCCAGCGGCUACCGUUAGUAUUUUCAGUGCCCCGGAGUCCCGCGCUGCCUGCGCUUGGCAGCCGCGUCAGGGGCGGGGUUAGCUGGCCGCGCAAUGGCGCGGGGGGAGCAGUGGGCGGGAGUGGAGCGGAGGGGGUUGCGGCGCGGGCGCAAGGGGGCGGAGGAAGCGGACGGGGGGAAACGGGAGCAGCUGACAAGGGGAGCGGCGGAGGCGGAUUGGAUGACAUCGAUUUUGCCGUGUUCAGAUUCACCCUAGGUCUCUCCUGGCUGGACGAUCGCGACAUUCCCAAGGUGGUGGGGACGCUGCUGGGUGUGGCGCUGCUGACCAACCACAUGCUGACACCUCAGCCGCAACUGCCAGCUCAGACUGUGUCAGAGUGCGUGGGAGUGCUGCUGGUCUUGGUGUCGCUGCUGCUCCCUUUCAUCGACAGGAAACUGCAGCGGAGCAAGACUCACCUCUCCCUCCACCUCCUCCUCCUCCUCCUCCUCCCCGUCCCUCAAGCCCCUUUUCCUCCUCUCUGACGCUCUCCCUGAGCCCUGCAAGCCCGACAUGGCAUGGGCCACCUAUGCUGCUCUACGCAACACCAACGCCUCUG
Molecule: messenger RNA, 867 nt
Organism: Closterium sp. NIES-67
Lineage: Eukaryota; Viridiplantae; Streptophyta; Zygnematophyceae; Desmidiales; Closteriaceae
Source: the annotation of a GenBank genome assembly